Molecule: messenger RNA, 3339 nt
Organism: Malassezia globosa CBS 7966
Lineage: Eukaryota; Fungi; Basidiomycota; Malasseziomycetes; Malasseziales; Malasseziaceae
Exons: 1
Coding region: 1-3339 (1112 amino acids)
Biological process (GO): mRNA export from nucleus
Cellular component (GO): transcription export complex 2; cytoplasm; nucleus
Source: RefSeq, a predicted model, not a curated record
AUGGCGGAAGGCGUGCUGCCUGACCCAGCACGGCCAGACCAUUUGCAGAAUGCCACCAAGUUGGUCGGCACAUGUAUGGACAUGUGCCCGGAGUAUGAGCGUCUCGAGCGCGAAGUGCAAAAGGAACUAGAUCGAUUUGAAAUGGCUCCAGGGACAACAUCAGCGGACCCGCGCUUGGCCGUCAAGAUCUACAGGCGUCCAGCCGCUGGACGUGAAUUACCGCUGCCAGAGGAUGUGCGACCGCCAGCCGUAUUGCAACGCACGCUGGACUACUUGAUCAACGAGCUGCUGCCUUCAGAUCCACGCGAUACACACUUUGCAGCGGUCCAGCCAUUUAUGUGGAACACGACCCGUGCGAUCCGUCAGGACUUUAUUGUGCAGGGCGACCGUGGCUCCAUUGCUAUUGCGUGUCACGAGCGAAUUGCUCGAUACCACAUACUAUGUCUCCACUGGAAAGGUGGCGAAGGAGCUGAGGCUUGGAGUGAGCAGCAAGAGCUCGAGCAACUGCGCAAGACUCUUCGCAGCCUGAUGGAGUACUAUGAUGAUCAGCGUGCCGUGGGACAAACGUAUGAGAACGAGCCAGAGUUUCGUGCAUACAAUCUGCUUCUGCAUGCACGCGAUCCUGAAGCUUUGCGUGAAGUGGAAUUGCUCCCCACACCUGUAUUUCUUGCCGAACCACUGCAGUGGGCGCUUGAAUUUCGCUCCUGCAUUCAGCGCUCGAACCUGCUGGAGAAGCGUGGCACGCCUGGCAAUACGGAAGCGACGCCGAAUUUCUUUACACGUGCUUUCCGCUCCGUAGCUCUCCCACAAGUCAGCUACCUGAUGGCAUGCUUGGCAGAAAACCUCUUUACAGGUAUUCGCAUCGGAGCCAUCAAGGCACUGGCUCGUGCCUACUUGCCCCAGCACCAUGGCCUGCCUAUCAAGUUUUUGACCCGGAUCCUUGGCAUGGACCGUGACGCAGACACAACGAGACUAUUGCGCAUGUUGAAUGUGGAAGUCUAUGAAGCUGAGGCUGUGGCAAAGGUGAAUCGGGCGCUUGUCUUGGAUGAGGACAAGUCGUUCGCGUCGCCCUUCAGCCAUACGCUAGUCGAAACAAAGCGUGGUAUGGCUACGUGCCAGGCUAUCAUUGAUGGAAAGCAGGCUCUGUCGCAACCGCCGCAGCCGCCACCGCCGCCGCCGGUCCAGCUGCCUUCCGCCAACCUUAACAGCCUACACUCAUUUGCAUCAACGUCAGCUGCCCCACCACCAAAAGCAGCUGCUACGCUUGGAGCAGGCACACCAACGAGCUUGUCGAUGUUUUCGAUGCCUACACCAAAAGGAGCCACAGUGGCAGCUGGCGCGUCACCGAGUAUAUCCGACGGGCCCAAACCGCUCUUCUCGACGACGUCCGUCCCCUCGCUGACCACACCCCAACGACGUGUCUUUCCACCCACAAGCACGCCAGCUCCCUCCUUUACCUUCACAUCACCGAGCAUGCCUACCAUGAGUGCCCCGCCGGCUACACCGACACCGGAACAAGCCAUGUCGUCGUCAGCAGUGUUGUCCAGCAGCACGCGUCCAGAUAGCGACAUUCGCGUACCUUCUAUACCCACAUCCGGUGGCGCUCCCCCUGAGCAACGACACGCAUCAGCCUCAAUUCCUCAUGAGCCUCAGAAGUCGACGUCUCUAUCACCACAGCCGCAGCCAGCGCCGCCCAAGCCACGACGAGCAGUGCUGCCGCAAGCGCAGCUUAUCGAACGUCUAACCAAAAGCGCAUGCGACAAGGCCAUGCGCACUGCCGUGCAAGAAGUAGCGCACUCGGCGCUGACGGCUGAAUGCACCCGGCGAAGACAGCUGAUGCGUGCGUCGCUGCUGGAUACAGUGAGCACACGGCUCUGGCAGCGUCUACAGGCGCAGCCUGUGGCCUCGCAGCUCCGUGCUGCAUCGAUGGAUGCAGUUGCUCGUGUGCAUCGAGAGCGUACGAUGCUGCACACGGCAUGGAUUCAUUGGCGAGCGAUCUAUGCGAAGGUCAUAGAGCGAAAAUCGCAUGCACAACGACUCAUGUACCUCCGCUCACAGCUGCCACAGCGAGUGCGAGAACCUAGCGCCAUCGAAGGCUCUAUGACCUCAAGCACGUAUGCACAGCGGCUCUCUGAUACGGAGCGCCAGGCUGCGUUUUCAAAGGCGCUGGACAGGAGUUCGCGACUCUGGGAGUGUGGGAGCAUGUCGAGUGCGAUCGUCGAACGAGUGGAAUGGCUCUGUGACGAAUCGCAUGAAUGCCCCGCCUCAUGGACUGCUGCCAUCUAUGCGCAUUCGGAAAGUGCCAGCUCAAGAUGGCUGCGGCACAAAUUGGCGCUGGAUCACCAUGCACAGAACGAAUACGUUCUACAGAACGGUCGCACCGUCGUGCGAAUUCUCGAUGGACACCUUGUGCAUGUGCACUCACCUCAACUGGUGAUGGCCAACGGGUUUGAUCAGGUGCCGUCUGCCACUGAGCCUGGCGCAGCACUAAUAGUGAUAGCUUGGAGUCAGGUCGAGGCACAGGCGAUUCGCCGUACAUGCAAAUCAGCGUCUUGGACAUCGAUGCAGGUGCUUGUGCUGGAUCAGCCACAGAUAAGUCCUGAUACCCUAUUGGUCCAGGCACUCGAGACGGCCAUUCCCUCGCUUGUCACGACCAUGGAGCAAGAACCGGUCCUGCGGACGGCCAUUCAGCCGUUCUGGGAUGCAUGGUUGGAAACGUGUGAGGCUAUGGAAGAAUUGCUGCGUCACACAUCAACGUCGUGUGAGCUCGCAUACGAUGCCUUCUGCGCACUCACCUCGCUCGCAAAUGCUCUUCUUUGCAGUAUCCAAGCUGAUGCUAUCCAAGGCGAAUCGAGUUAUCUGCCAUAUCCGCCGAGACACAUGGGCACCAGUGUCUCCGAUACCCUACUGAUGCUUGCGAUACGCCAGCUCGAUAUGCUUGUGUGGAUCGACACCGGUGCACUUGCAUUACUACGUGCACGUGUCAUGGAACAUACCACAAGCGGUGUCUUUCAUGUUGCCCGAUACAUGCAGGCGCUCAUGAGUGUGGCCCUCACGUGGACAUGGGAUGCAUCAGCACACACGCCCAAGGCUCGUGCCGAUGACGUAGCACGCUUUCAGCAGAUGUCUUCCGAUGCUCUAACGUACGUGGCGUCACGUCUUCCGACCUCGACAUACCCCCGCCAGCUGGAAUCAGCUGACGCACAUACUUCGCUCAAACGUCCAUUGACUCCACCGCCGACGCAUGUGUCGAAGCGCAUACGAGAUGACGAGCCGAGCAUACGACUGCGCCAGCUCCUCGCGCAGUCCGCGACGCUUUUACGUACUCCUAGUGAGUAG